Molecule: messenger RNA, 3485 nt
Organism: Paramuricea clavata
Lineage: Eukaryota; Metazoa; Cnidaria; Anthozoa; Malacalcyonacea; Plexauridae
Source: the annotation of a GenBank genome assembly
UAGCAUGCAUUUGUUUGAGAAAUGCGUUAAUUAAACAAUAAAGUUUAACGAUAGCCGAUUUAUUCCAUUGCACUACACUACUAACAACAUGCAAAGUUUAAAAACAACACCAUUCUCUCAUACAUUCUCCCAGCAGUAGCCGCCACCAUCAACAACUUCAGCUCAAACUUCACUCCUCGCCAUGGCUAUAAUCUGAGACGCCGAAGUGCGAAGGUCUCCGAGUGCGUUUCUCUGUGAAGAUUCUGAAAUUUAAACCUUCUGAAAUGGCCUUCCAACCAUUAAUUUGGAGAAGUUUUGGAGAUUUUGUCAUUUUUUCCAAAUAUUGAACAAAGAGUAUUGUUAUGUUAGAAAAGAAAGAAACCUUACCCUUGACAUUCCUGCGGUAAAGAGGAAAUAUGUUGGUUUGUAAUUUCGAGAAAUGUCUUUUGUCUAGGUUAUAGAUCGCUGGGUGCCGGCUUCUAUUGGGAACCUGAAUCAUGCAACAUCAUGCGUACAUUAUUUAUAUUUUUACUAAAAAAUGUUCCUUUGUUUUUAGGUUCCCAAUUAUAUACCAUCUAUUAGCACAUCAAUAGGAGAUUUCAAGCCACAAGCUUAUAUAUGGAGGAUAUGCAUUGCACUUCAUUGUUUUCCACGACUGAUUGUCUCAUUUCUUUAUUACAACUACUAUACAAUCAAGUCAAAAGACCCACUGUCAACUAAAUUUAGAAUUUUGAAUGGACUUAAUACGUUGCUAACAAUUUCUGAGAAUCUUGCUUUGCUGGUUCUUACUUAUGUAUCAUCAAGAGAAAAUUUUGGUAUGUGUUGAAAAUUAUAAUUACUGUACAAUAAUACACCCAUCUGUGUCGACGGGGCGGGGGGGAGGAUGUGGAGGGUGCGCAAAAAAAAUUCGGAACGUCCUUUAAUUAAGACAAUUUAAUGCGCUCUGCUCUUUCCUUUACUCAUUUGGUCGAUUUUUAAGUAGAAUUGAACAGUUUUGGUUUCAGGCACCCCUAAAACCUGUUGCACCCCUUAAAAUCCCUCGCAGGGGGACCCGUGGCAAGCUACUGCGCAUCUGGGGUUUCUUUCCCAACACAACGUUAAACACUAUUCCCAAAAUUAUACUUUUGUGUCCAGAACUUAGAAGGCUUAUGUGAAAAAUAUUUCAUGUAAUAUAUCCAUGCCCCCUACAAACGAGAUGGUUUGUGUCUUCUAGUGACUUGGGCCUGUUUUAUACGUCGAAUUUCGGUUGCAUCGAAUGCAAUUCAAACAAUAGAUAAUGAAGCUUAAUGAGGUUUAUCAUCUCAUUAUCUAUUGUCUUACUUGCAUUCGACGCGACCAAAAUUCGACGUAUAAAACGGGCCUGAAGCUCUUAUAGUUGUAGCUUAUAACGUGUAUAUCCUCGUAGCCGUAGGCUGGCUGAUAGCAGGUGUGCUCAAAUUAGAUAACCUUUAAGCUCUGGGGAGCUAAAUACAAUUUCAGGAAUUUGUGUUAUCAUACUGUUAUCAAACUGUGUCUUACAUGUGUGAUAUUGUUACUUUCAAAUAGGAAUCCAUGAAAAUGCAUUUAUAACAUUUAUGGUGUGUUCUAUGUGUUACAUGCUUACAACAUGUAUAUUAUUCAAAUGGACGUCAAACAAACCAAUGACAAACGAAGUAAGAUGCUAUAAUUUUGUCUUUCAGUAUCUGUAAACACAUUCAGUUGUUGCUAUAGUUUGGAAAAUUCCUUGAAAUGCUCUCUACCACAGGCAUACCCUUCUACAGGUAGUUUUAAAAAAAUAAUAAUUAAAUAAAUUAAAAUGGCCAGGCAUGGAUCCAGCAUGAUCUGGUUGGGGGGAGGGGGGUGCUCUGCCAGCUCUGGUGCCGAGUUGUGUCGGCCAUGUGCGCCGCCCGCCCAUCAACAUACUGUAUUUGAAUUGUAAUUGUUCACAGUUCGCUUAUCAUCAUCUUAUUGCUCAAAUUGCUGUGCCUGAAAAUGGCAAUAUGCGAAUAUACAUGCAUGCAUUAGUUUCGUCUUUCAACCUCCUCAACACAUAGCCAUAUUACGUAUUUGAAGCUUAUGAUAUGAGCAAUUUUUUAUGAAUUGGUAAAAUUUCAUAAUUGAUUGUACAGCUGCAGUUAUUUAAAUUUUGUUUGCUAAUGUUCUUUUAUUUUCUUGAUUCAUAGGAAGAACAGUCAUUUAAAAGAAAAAUCUAUCUAAUGAUCACCAACUAUAGUUCAUUUGCACUUGCUGUUUAUUUUUAUUUUCGUCAUAACUGGUACUGUGAACCUGGAAGUAUCCUUUUUUAUGAUUUGAUAAUUUUCCAUGGACGCCAUGCAUGUGUGUGCAAAUAUGAAGAAGAAAUCCCUUCAACAACGCGGGUAAUCAAAGAAAACUAAUAAGAAAUUUUAUAGCAAUUUUAUUUUACAGGAGCCGGUUGUAUAUAAAACUUUUAACAACUUUUUAACUAUAUUAUUGCGUAGUUAAAUGGUAGUUAACUCUAAAUUUUAAGUCCAGCACUUCUCUAUUUCUUCCGAAAUUUUUCUCGUUUCACACCCUCACAUAAGUUCUCAGUAUUGUUCCUUUUUGUGAACAUGCAGUGGUGAUUUCAGUCUCUAAAUGGACUGUUAUGUUUGCGGUGUUUCUGCAAGGCAUCUAUUUCUCAUCACUCCUUGCCAGAUUUUUCUUUAAAUAAGUUCGGCCCAAACCGGUUUUGAGGAAAUUUAUGUUGGUUGUAAGCAAUUUGUUUUUGCACAACUACAGCAUUAUUAUAGAUUGAUGUACAGUGUACGCAGCAUGUUUGCAGACAUGACAUGUUUGGGGCUUCGGUGGUGCAAUCGUCAGAGCAACUGAGCAAGUGCCUUUCAGCUCUGAGAUCGUGGGUUGGAUUUGCGCUGCUGACUCUUGACACUUUUGUGAAAGUCAACGCUCUACCGAAGUCUUCUCCGGGUACUCCGGUUUCCUCCCACAUGUUGACAGGUUGGGUUCGGAUAUGCUCCCGUCCACCGCAGCUGUGCAACUCGUGCUUGUACUCUGCGAUCAAACACGAGUCACCAUGUGGCUGCCAGGGGCGCCCUUUGAAAGCCUUCGACUCGUUCAGCCUGCAUCUGCAUCAUUCGUAAUGCCGGCUUACUGUAGCUCUCAGCUUCGUGUAAGGAUGAUUAGCACGCCAAUCAUCGUGUGCUGCAUGAAAUUUACACUAUUCUAAUUAUACUAUAACAGUAGACUCCUUAACUUGUUUUCUCUACUAAAUUGGAAAAAGUUUACAGUUAUUUUUCUCUAUGUGAAUAUGUAACUGUUGUGACGAACAUUUGGUUUCAUUCCACUGCAAUAGAUGAUCUGAAAGGACUAUAUUUUAUUAUCGGGCACGUGCAUUCUAGUUAAAGUUGUGUAGCCUGUACAUGUAUAUAACUAAUUUCAAUCCAUAAAAUAACUACAGAAAAUAAGACGAUAUAGUAAUAUUGUAAUUAAAACCAAUUAGACUACGUGUAGAUUGUAGGAUAUUGAACACUAUAAAUAAAGCAAGGCGA